Molecule: messenger RNA, 684 nt
Organism: Callithrix jacchus (white-tufted-ear marmoset)
Lineage: Eukaryota; Metazoa; Chordata; Mammalia; Primates; Cebidae
Source: RefSeq, a predicted model, not a curated record
AGGAGGUGGCCAUGGAGGGAGCUGGAGCAGGAGCUGGUUUCCGGAAGGAGCUGGUGAGCAGGCUGCUGCACGCGCACUUUAAGGAUGACAAGACCAAAGUUAGCGGGGACUCACUGCAGCUCAUGGCGGAGCUGCUGAAGAUCUUCGUUGUGGAAGCAGCAGUCCGUGAAGUGCAGCAGGCCCAGGCAGAAGAUGCCAUUCUUGUGGAUGUGGACCAGCUGGAGAAGCUCCUGGACUUCUAGGGACCUCAGCCGGGGCUGAGGCCACCCUAGGGAAGCCCCUGGUCCACAGAAGCAGGUCUUGUGUUUCUAGUGGCUUCUGGUUGCAGACGGAAAAGGACCUGAGGGGUUUGGAGCUGAUUCAAACAAGAUCCUGAGAUUCUCCAACCUUUGCAGAAGGGGCAGGACUGUAGUGCACUGCCGCCCUUGGAGUGCCCACUGGGGACAGGCCCAUGGGGGAGUCCUACAGGCAGGUGCUGGGAAAGGCCCAGCCACCAGCCAGCAGGUAGACUGCGUGUUUUACAAAGAGCAGCUGGCAGCGCCGCCUCCUGGCCACAUUCCUGCUACCGACAUCAAAGCUGAUCAGACCUUCCCAGCCAUCCGCUAUUCCCCUUGGAAAAUGGCUCCCCAGGCUAUAAAUUUGUUCUCACAAAGCAACAUCAAUAAAUCAAAAGUGUCUGUCCCC